Gossypium arboreum is the source of this 1416-nucleotide messenger RNA. Its product is annotated as triacylglycerol lipase OBL1-like. NCBI's taxonomy places the organism in Eukaryota, Viridiplantae, Streptophyta, Magnoliopsida, Malvales, Malvaceae. The record is from RefSeq and is a predicted model, not a curated record. The transcript has 5 exons. Gene Ontology annotation, molecular function: triacylglycerol lipase activity. Gene Ontology annotation, biological process: lipid metabolic process. Bases 1 to 1416 code for a protein of 471 amino acids.
AUGGCUAGUAACAAGAAUCGUUUUUACGAUGAUUGCUUCAUUAUCAACUCGGAAAAAGCAAGUUACUUGGAUCUUUUGGGUCUACUUUUUUCCUCUAAAUUGAAACAAAGAAGAUUCAUCGACGCUCCGGAGCAGCAUAACCAUCGGUUUCGUCGUCGAUUGGUCGUCUUCGGCAUGGUUCUCCUUCAGAAGCUCCUCAGUUUGGUGAGAAUACCUUUAGCCCUGACGGGGAUUGUGGUCGUGACGUUGCUGAAUCUUUUAACAUACAACGGUGGUUUAUCGGGCCUCCUACUCAAUCUUAUGAAAGGGAAAUUAGUGUGGCCUGAAAAAUCAUCGGAGAUGUACAGAUCGAUGUUAGGAAAUGUGGAUACUCGCGUUGAAUUAGACAACAACAUUAAACCUGGCGACCCCAAAUAUAAAGCGUUGCUGUCUAUGAUGGCGUCCAAACUUUCUUACGAGAAUGAAGCCUUCAUUAAAACCGUUAUCAUACAACAUUGGAAGAUGAAAUUCUUGAAGUUCUACAGUUUUUGGAACGAUUUCGAAGAACGAAGUACAACCCAAGCCUUCAUGAUGCAAGACACACAGUCUAACCCAAACUUGAUAGUGGUUGCAUUUAGAGGCACCCAACCAUUUAGUGCCUACGACUGGAAGACCAACGUUGAUAUAUCUUGGUAUGAGCUUAAAGACAUGGGUAAGGGGAAGAUCCAUAGUGGUUUUAUGAAAGCUCUUGGCAUGCAAAAGACCAAGGGUUGGCCUAAAGAGAUCCAACAAUCCACUCACCAACAUCAAUUUGCUUACUACACUCUCAGACAAAAGCUGUGGGAGGUUUUGGAAGAGAAUCGAGAUGCCAGGUUAAUAGUGACAGGGCACAGCUUAGGUUCGGCAUUAGCAGUACUCUUUGUUGCUGUCCUAAUGUUACAUGAGGAGGAAUGGUUAUUGGAGAAAUUGGAAGCUGUUUACACCUUUGGGCAACCUAGGGUUGGGGACCAUAAGUUUGGGGAGUUCAUGAUUGACAAGUUGAGGAAAUUUGAUGUGAAAUAUUUCAGGUAUGUUUACAGCAAUGACAUGGUGGCCAGGAUUCCCCCUGAUGAUGACACCUUCCUUUCCAAGCAUUUUGGACCCUGCUUCUAUUUCAACAGCUUCUAUAAUGGGAAGGUUUUGUCAGAAGAACCGAACAAGAAUUACUUCUCUUGGCUAUGGGCGAUACCAAAAAGGAUGAUCGCAGUUUGGGAGCUUAUUAGGGCUUUCAUUCUUCCUUACAUGAAGGGUCCAGAGUACAAGGAAAACUGGGUUAUGAUAACGUUGAGGAUAAUGGGAUUAGUAACACCUGGAAUGUCAGCUCAUAUGCCUCAAGAUUAUGUCAAUUCUAUCCGGCUCGGAACCUUGCCCUCGGUUCACCAACUUAAAAGAGAUUGA